Molecule: messenger RNA, 483 nt
Organism: Peronospora farinosa
Lineage: Eukaryota; Oomycota; Peronosporomycetes; Peronosporales; Peronosporaceae
Source: the annotation of a GenBank genome assembly
AUGGAGGCAGCACUACCAGUAGAAUUCCACGAGGACUUCGAGCCAACCGUCACGAAAUUUGCGUGCAAGAAAUGUCGCUGCAUCUUGUUCACGAGUGAUGCGCUCAUGCUGCACACGCCAGAGCAGCACGAGAUCUCUACGCGUAAGAAACUCAAGGACUUUAAGCACCACAUCGGCGGUCACGUCGACUGUUCCUCGUAUUUCCUGGAACAGAUACUGCCCUGGAUGGAUGAGACUCUUUUGGCCGAGGGUAAGAUUCAUUGUCCUACAACCAAGUGCCAGUCACGUCUCGGUGGGUUGCAGUGGUCCGGUUCCCAGUGCUCAUGCGGCACUUGGGUCACGCCGAGCAUCAAGAUAACCAAGAGCAGAGUAGACGCAGUCAUCAAGAAGCACAACAACUUGAAUAUCGUAACGGGUGUGAUGCUGUCGAAAGUCUCCGAGACUGAGGCAGUGGAGAAGACCGAAACAAGCAGAAACACUUGA